Plodia interpunctella (Indianmeal moth) is the source of this 2034-nucleotide messenger RNA. RefSeq names its product Platelet-activating factor acetylhydrolase alpha (gene Paf-AHalpha). Bases 153 to 830 code for a protein of 225 amino acids. The record is from RefSeq and is a predicted model, not a curated record. NCBI's taxonomy places the organism in Eukaryota, Metazoa, Arthropoda, Insecta, Lepidoptera, Pyralidae. Gene Ontology annotation, molecular function: phosphatidylcholine lysophospholipase A1 activity. The transcript has 4 exons.
AGAUUAUAACAAUAUUGAUCGAUCGCAACACUAAUUGUUAAAAAAGGUAAAGAGAAAAGAAAGAAAGAAAUCAACCGCCAAGGCAUUUUUGCAAUUUUAUAUUUUUGGAAGAAUUAAAUGAUUAGUAGUACGUCUUGGCUUGUUAAACAAAAAUGAAUCCUUGUACGGUUCCUGCUCCUCAACUAGAUUCGGAUGGAGAUGGACGGUGGAAUAGUAUUCACAAUAGAUUUCUCUCCGACGCGAAAGGGAAGGAUGCGGAUGUUAUUUUUAUAGGAGAUUCUAUUUUACAAGCGUUAGAACAUACUGAAGUAUGGAACCAGUGGUUUGCACCUCUUCAUUGCCUCAAUUUCAGCAUUCACAGGGAUCAGACACAGAAUGUACUUUGGCGUAUAAAAAAUGGAGAACUUGACCAUGUGGAUCCCAAAGUGAUAGUGGUACAUGUUGGCACAAAUAAUGUUGGAAAUACCCCUCAAGAAGUGUGUGAUGGGAUCUUAGAAAUAAUUAGAACUAUCAGGGAGAAACAACCAAGCGCUUACAUAGUACUGCCUAGUCUUCUCCCACGAGGCCAACAUCCCAAUAAUUUAAGAGAGAAAAAUGCCAAGAUAAACCAGCUGUUGCGGGAAAAAGUUGCAAACAUGAACAGAGUUGAAUUGGUCUCUAUAGACAAAGGUUUCAUCCAAAAUGAUGGCACUAUAAGCCACCAUGAUAUGCAUGAUUAUCUCAUUCCCAGUAAUGCUGCAUGUCGUAAAGCCUUUGAACCCAUCUAUGACCUCCUUCAGCAAAUUUUAUCAGAGGGUGAACCUGAAAAAGAUCUAACACCCUCAGAAUAAAUAGAAUUAUGAUAGCUUUUUUAUAAUGCAGCAAGCUCAUUGUGAUUAUAUAGUACUUACAAUUUAGCUUUUUUUAUAUUAUAGUUAUAAGAUCCAGUGUGUUAAUAUAUAUUGAUAUUAUUAAGUUUACUACUUUUACAUUCCAAAUUAGAAAUUUUAGUUGUAUGAUUGGCUGUGUUUAUAUUUACUACAGAACUCAUUUGAGUAGUUUAAUUUGAAUGGAGUAAUAAGGUCCUCAUAUGAUGAAAUAAUGGCACCAAUCUUGGCAAAUAUUCUUUGUUAUUGUGUACUUAAAAGCAUACUCUAAUUUAUUGCUAUAUUUGGCAUUGUUAUUCUAAUAUUUGUUUUUUUAACCGUUAGAAAUAUUGUUUACAUAUAUUUGCAAGUCAGCAUUAGUAUGUAUAGCUAUAAUGUGGAGUACACUCAUGUGGAGUUAAUGAAGUACAUUAUUUUAAUUUUCUAAUUCAAUGAAUGGACAUUCUAGCAUUGUUUUAACUUGAUUACAUCACAACAUCCUGUUUAAAUUAUUUAUAUAUUUCUACCAAAGAUUUAGAGAUCAACCAAAGGUUAAAAAAAUACAACUGUAACAUUUAUCUACUUGCUUUAUUAAUUAUAGGUUUGUGUGCUCAUUUCUAAAUAUCAAUAACAAAUAAAUUUAUGAACCCAAAUUUGAUAAAAUGGUGACAUGAAUAAAUUGCAGACUGAAGUAAAUUUAGGUUACAAACCUUUAAUAUUAUUAUAAUAUUGCCUUGAUAAUGUCCAGUCUUAACUUUUAUUUGGGUACAGUAUGAUAUCUCUUCAUAGUGAAAUUAAUUAAUAUGAAGUAUCUUAUUGUUGUUUAAAAAUAUUUGUUUGUGAUUUUCUGGUGACUUUUGGUUUCUGCUAAUGUUAACUCUAUAUCGCGUCGCAAUAGUAAUCCUUAUUGUCUGUGUAUAAGAACUACUAUAGAUAUGUAAUAAUAGUUACCUACCACUUGUUGCAUUCCACAUCAGGAAAUAUAUGAUUUGUAAGCAAGAGACUAUCGAAAGACAUGGGAAAUCAGAUUUUGUAUUUUCUUGAGUUUUGAUUCAUUAGUGUUGUAGAUAUAUAAGGUACUGUUAGGUACUCAAGUUGCCAAACAAAAGUUGCUUGAAUCUCUGUUUGUUAUAAGUAUUUAUUUGCAUGCAAAAGCUUGAAAAUAAACAGUGCAAUUAUUUCCAUAAAA